Colletotrichum chrysophilum is the source of this 822-nucleotide messenger RNA. RefSeq lists its product as uncharacterized. The transcript is spliced from 2 exons. NCBI's taxonomy places the organism in Eukaryota, Fungi, Ascomycota, Sordariomycetes, Glomerellales, Glomerellaceae. The coding region runs from base 1 to 822 and encodes 273 amino acids. The record is from RefSeq and is a predicted model, not a curated record. Gene Ontology annotation, biological process: cellular response to pH. Gene Ontology annotation, cellular component: plasma membrane.
AUGUCCUCGCUCGCGCUCGCCGAAGCAACACUCCUCGCAGUCUUGAAAGACGACCCUUACCCAGCCAUUGUUUCUCAGGACCGCAACAAGAAUGACCGCGAGUGGAUGUACAAAGCUCCCGAUAUUCCCAAGGUCCGCGCCCACCUCUUCGCCCGCCUGUGCCUUGCUGCCGCAGAGCACGCUGCCCAGGCAUCCUCACUUUGCCAAGCCGCAGGCCGAGGAUCCAGCAAGAUCAACGAGGGUCUCCUGCGAUAUCUCGAAGAUCUUCGGCGGACUUGCCGUGCUAAAGCAUGUCGGUUCUUUGGUAUUGAUGCUGAGAUCGGCGGCGAGGUUGGGAAGGCCAUCGCUUGGCUACAGGCCGGCCUGCAGGAGCUCGGUAUCGAGUCCAAGUACUCAGCUAAAGGAUCCGGCUUCAGUCGCUUCAAGAAGGAGUGGACCGAGAAGCGCGAGGAGCGGAAAGUGGAGAAGGAAACAGCCUGGGGGGCGGACGGCGGUAAGGUCGAGGAAACGAGAGUGGUUGAGUUCCUUGAGGUCAAGUGGCAGAAGCUUAACGAUACGAUGAACGUCCAGAUCAUUCCGCCGGUCGGGCCCUUGCUGGCUCAGAUGCCGUCUGGCCGAGAGAUUCAUGCCCUCAAGCCAUAUCAGCCUCCAACGCUGGACCCAAGUAUCCUGGACGCCAUGCGCGCACCGCCAGAGAGGAAAGACGACUAUGGAGAUGCUUUGAGCUCGGACGAUGAGGCAAAAGGUCACGCAGGUCCCCCAGGGGCUUUUCCUGAGUCAAGACCAGAUUACAGAAGUGCGAGCACGUCGUCCUACUACUAA